Molecule: messenger RNA, 2235 nt
Organism: Malus domestica (apple)
Lineage: Eukaryota; Viridiplantae; Streptophyta; Magnoliopsida; Rosales; Rosaceae
Source: RefSeq, a predicted model, not a curated record
AUGGUCAGCACCCGUUCAACAGUGCAGAAAUUGAUUCCACUUGAUCCAGAAUUUGAGCAGCAUUUAAAGAGGAAACGCAGAGAGCAAAAUUUGCAGCGGGUUCGUCCUCUGCAGGAGACGUUUCUGAAAUCAGUCUUUGACCUGCACAACAAAGAAAAAAUGGCGUUUGUAAUUCCAGAGGCAGGUCUGCCCCUGGGUGAUUCACUGACUGCCCAUUCCACAAAUAUACCCAGUUGCAUUACAUAUCCGGUAGUGGAGGAAGGGAAUGCAUUUGAAAUAAAACAGCACAUGUUGAAUAUUCUACCUACGUUUCAUGGGUUAUCAUCUGAUGAUCCUAACAUGCACAUUGCAGAAUUUUUAAUGGGGUGCAAAAACAUUUUGGUGAGGAGAUUUUCAGCCGAAUCUAUUAAGCUGCGGUUGUUUCCAUACACUCUAAAAGAUCAGGCACGGAGAUGGCUCCUCACACUCCCAUCUGGAAGCAUUACAACUUGGGCCCAACUUAGCGAAAAAAUUUUAAACAAGUAUUAUCCAGCUUCUAAGACGCUUGACAUGAGAACUCAAAUUUUAUCGUUUGCCCAAAAACCAAAUGUAGAGUUUCACGAGGCGUGGGAGCGGUUUAAAGAGUUGCUUACAAAAUGUCCACAUUCGGGUAUUAACACUACUGAUCAAAUGCAUAUAUUUUUCAGAUGUUUGAAUAUGACUACAAAAACUCUUGUCAACGCUUCAUGCAGAGGUUCGUACAAAGAUAAAAACGCACAAGAGGCUUGUUUGUUAUUUGAAAAAAUGGCAGCAGAUACUCAACAGUGGGCAGUUGAGCAGCCACAAUCUAGGUCUGUUUUUGAGAUGUCAAAUGGUUCACCAUACGUGUCGGCACAAAUUGAAAAAAUGGAGAAAAAGCUUGAAAGAUUUGAUGCAAAAUUUGACAUGUUAUUACAAAGAAUUUCGGGUUCACAGGUUGCUGUACAGCAGCCUUUACAAGCUGCCUGCAGCAUUUGCAGCUUGACAAAUCAUGAUUUUUUGAGCUGUCCACAUAAAGAUGCUUAUCCGGAGUUUACAGCGGAGCAGGUUAAUUCAUUUAACAAUUUCCAGCGUCCCCGAUAUGACCCGUAUUCUAAUUUCUACAACCCAGGUUGGAGAGAUCAUCCUAAUUUAAGGUGGGACAAGGAACAGCACACUAGGCCUCAAUUUCAACAGCAGAUUGCUUUACAGGUUUCCGAAAGAGCUCCGGGUACAUUUCCUAGUCAAACAGUACCUAAUCCAAGAGGACAAGAAGAAUGCAAUGCUAUACAGACCCUACGGUCUGGCAAAAGUUACAACAACAAACAUGAAAAUUCUGUUGGGAAUUCGCAGGCAGCAGAACUACCCCAAACUAAAUCUGCAAUUUUUGCAGAUUCUGAAAUUUCUGCAGAUUCUGGGCAGUCCCAAGACAGAUCCGAAAAUACUGCAGAAGCUUCCACAAAAACUGCAGAACGUGUUUACGAGCCCCCUAUGCCAUAUCCAGAAAGGUUGAGACCUAAAGCUAAAGAUCAACAGUUAACAGAUUUUAUGAAAACUUUGGCUAAAGUUCAAAUUAAUCUACCGUUAAUUGAUGCAAUCAAGAACAUUCCAUCUUAUGCCAAAUGUUUGAAGGAUGUUUGCACAAAGAAAAAAAAGCUUGUUGAUUUUGAGAAAGUGAUUCUUACAGAACAAUGCAGUGCGGUCUUAUUACAUAAAUUGCCUCCAAAGAAAAAAGAUCCAGGGAGUUUUACUAUCUCUUGCACCAUUGGAAAUUGUGAUUUUAGUAGUGCUUUAAUUGAUUUAGGUGCUAGUGUAAACUUAAUGCCAUAUUCUGUUUUCAAACGUUUAGGUGAAGGGGAGCUGAAGCCAACCUCCAGUAUUAUUCAACUGGCUGACCGUUCAAUUACUUACCCUAGAGGAGUCAUUGAAGAUGUUAUUGUGAAGGUUGACAAUUUAUAUUUACCGGCUGAUUUUAUGGUGUUGGACAUGGAUGAGGAUUUGACAACGCCCAUUAUUUUGGGCCGCCCAUUUCUGGCAACAGCCCGAACUCUUAUUGACGUUGAAGCCGGAACAUUAACAUUCCGGGUUGAAGAUCAAACUGUUGUUUUCAAGUUGUUUGAAGCAAGCAUACAUUCAGGUGACAAGCAAGAAUGCAUGCGUGUUGAUGCAUUGGAUGGUUUACCAAGUGCCAAGUUUAUGAACAGAUCAUCACUUGUAUUAAUGGUAGUUGAGAUGUGA